AUGAGUGAUAUCAAAGAAGAUGGGUUUGCGAGCAGCGAAAUCUUGAGCAACCUCGCGACUGCAUUUGAGAAGAUGUCAGACUCGGAUCGCAAAGCUCAGAUCAAAAAGACGAAUGGUGUUUUCCAAAUCGAUGUCAAGAAUGACAACGGCAAGACAGCUACUUGGACAAUCGACCUCAAAGAACAAGGCAAAGUAAGCAAAGGGGCGCCAAGCAAGAAAGCCGAUGUCAUCAUGACCCUUGCCGAUAAACACUUUGUCGAGCUCUCCGAAGGCAAGCUGAAUGGUCAAAAGGCAUUCAUGACGGGUCUUUUGAAAGUCAAGGGAAAUGUCAUGAUGGCUACCAAGCUGGAUGCCGUACUGAAGACUGCCAAGGCAAAGCUGUGA
Molecule: messenger RNA, 384 nt
Organism: Kockovaella imperatae
Lineage: Eukaryota; Fungi; Basidiomycota; Tremellomycetes; Tremellales; Cuniculitremaceae
Product: SCP2 sterol-binding domain-containing protein
Exons: 10
Coding region: 1-384 (127 amino acids)
Cellular component (GO): cytosol
Source: RefSeq, a predicted model, not a curated record